CGGGCCCAGAGCGGAGAAGAGGGCCCUCCCAGUGAAAAUGUACUGCCCGGAACGACUAACCCUCGCCACCGGAUGGUCCCUGCAGCAUAGAUGGCCCGAAACAGCUCACCCUUCCUUCCCACCGAGGGGAGUGAUUUCUGUCUUUGAAAGCUGAAGUACUUCCUCAGCCGAGUCAAAUAUCAAGAUGAUUCUGAAAAAGUCAAGUUGUUUGAUGAGAAAAGAAGACUUAGAAGAUCUCCUGCAUUAUUAUUACACAACAUCGUAUUUCACGUCCAUGGUCGCAAUUAUACGUAUAGGAAUAUGGUUGAUUGCUACUUCUAUCCUACUGAGUUGUCACCUGAGGAUCAGUGGCUGCACAUUGAUGACACCAAAGUCACAUGGAAAACCGGGCAGAUUCCUGACGCUCGGUGUAAUGAACCAUGUCCUACUGGAUCCAGAAAAGCUCCUAAUGGAGGAUAUCAUGUCUGCUGUUAUGACUGUGUCCCAUGUUCUGAUGGUGAAAUGUCUAAUAGAACAGAUCCCAGUAUCCCGCUGCUCAGACCCAUGUUUACCGGGAAGCUGGAAAAAAGCAAGACCAACAAUCAAUACCUGCUGCUAUGACUGUGUCCCAUGUUCGGAAGGAGAGAUAUCCAAUAUAACCGACAGUGAAAUCUGCCACAUAUGUCCUAUGGACCAGUGGCCAGAAAUGAGGAAAACAAGAUGUGUUCCUAAAGUUAAGGAAUUCCUCUCAUAUAAGGAUCCACUGGCUUCAUUCUUCUCUAUAACAGUGAUGAUUCGCUGCGGUAUAACCUGCUGUAUCAUAAGAACAUUUAUCUCAUAUUGGGACACUCCUUUGGUGAAGGCCAAUAACCGGACUGUAAGCUUCAUCCUCCUGGUCUCCAUCUUGUUGAGCUUCUUCUGUAUCUUCCUAUUCCUCGGUCGUCCAGAGGAUAUAACGUGUAGGAUGAGACAAAUGUCAUUUGGAUUUUUCUUCUCUGUUGCCGUCUCUUCUGUUUUGGCCAAGACUACAAUGGUCUGUAUCUCCUUCAAAGCCACUAAACCGGGCAGUUCUUGGAGAAAGUUGGUGGAGGUCAGGGUGUCCUAUUAUAUAAUUGUGAUAUGUUCCUCUAUUCUAGUUCUAAUCUGUGUUAUUUGGUUGUCAGUGUCACCUCCAUAUGUAGAGUUUGACCAUCACACUUAUCCUGGGAAGAUCAUCAUUCAGUGUAAUGAAGGCUCGAAUAUCUGGUUCUACUCUGUGUUGGGUUAUCUUGGGUUCCUGGCAGCGGUGAGCUUUGUUUUGGCUUUCAUGGUGAGGACAUUACCGGACACUUUCAAUGAGGCCAAGUACAUCACCUUCAGCAUGCUGCUGUUCUGCAGUGUCUGGAUUGCUAUGAUCCCGGCUUAUCUGAGCAGUAAGGGGAAGAAUAUAGUGGCUGUGGAGAUAUUCGCCAUACUGACCUCAAGUGCUGGAAUAUUAUUUUGCAUAUUUUUCCCCAAAUGUUAUAUCCUAAUAAUAAAACCUGAGCGGAACACCAAAAAACAAUUAAUAGAAAAAUAAACAAAUUUAGCACAAAGCUGUGACACAUCCAGACCUAACAGUAAGUCAUAAUAAAGAAUACGGCAAAACCUCUUGCAUCCAAAUAAGGACUGUUGAUUUUGACAUUGACAUUAUUUCCUGGUCCCUGACCCUUGUUACUGGUGUUACCUCCUGGCUUUUGACCUCUG
Hyla sarda is the source of this 1704-nucleotide messenger RNA. Its product is annotated as vomeronasal type-2 receptor 26-like. Gene Ontology annotation, molecular function: G protein-coupled receptor activity. Gene Ontology annotation, cellular component: membrane. The transcript is spliced from 5 exons. Lineage: Eukaryota; Metazoa; Chordata; Amphibia; Anura; Hylidae. The record is from RefSeq and is a predicted model, not a curated record. Bases 185 to 1537 code for a protein of 450 amino acids. Gene Ontology annotation, biological process: G protein-coupled receptor signaling pathway.